Polyodon spathula (Mississippi paddlefish) is the source of this 2663-nucleotide messenger RNA. RefSeq names its product fibroblast growth factor 13. Gene Ontology annotation, molecular function: growth factor activity; fibroblast growth factor receptor binding. Lineage: Eukaryota; Metazoa; Chordata; Actinopteri; Acipenseriformes; Polyodontidae. The transcript has 7 exons. Gene Ontology annotation, biological process: regulation of cell migration; animal organ morphogenesis; positive regulation of cell population proliferation. Gene Ontology annotation, cellular component: cytoplasm. The record is from RefSeq and is a predicted model, not a curated record. Bases 631 to 1401 code for a protein of 256 amino acids.
CCAGAUCCGAAAACUGAUAUCCACACAGCUGCCCGGGGUACAUAGAGAGCGAGUCGGAGAAGUCUUGGGAGUGCAGAGAAACUUUGAAAGGAAUCCAAUAUCCCCCUAAAAAUAGCCUCCGAAUAGAAUCCGUGAACCCAUGCUCGGAGUCAGACCCCUCAACUGCAGUGAAUCAGCUGUCGGCCGUGCGCUAACUCGAGUCCCUCCAUUCUUCCAUAAUGUGAAGAACAAGCCAAGUUUCCCAUGCGAUGCUUUUUUUUUUUUUAAGCAAUAACCCGCGUUGCACCUGAAGACACGUCGAGUAGACGGGAGUUGUGAAGUGGUACAGUAUAGCGCAGCUCACUGGAGAGGAUUAAACACAUCUGCGGUAAAAACAAAAGAAGAAAAAGAAGGGGCGCACAUUUCGCGUUUGCUCUGGUUUUAUUUUCGUUUCUUUAUUAUUAUUUUUGAGUUCCUAUAAAUUACGAAAACUCUCAAUUAUCUUCAUUAAAAAGAGCGCUCGUCUUGAGAAUCCGUGGUGACCAGGGGGGGUUGUCAAGGAUUUCCGAGAAGAAUUCAGACGUUUCCAAGCCAAUCGAGGAUUUGCUUUUUUUGGUUUUAUUCUGGAAAUAUACAUCCAAACUGGGAUCUAUGAGCGGAAAAGUGACCAAGCCUAAAGAAGAAAAGGAUGCUCCCAAGGUUCAGGAUGACGCAGCCCAGGCAGGUACCCAGGAGUAUAUUAUGCUGCGGCAGGAUUCCAUCCAUUCAGCGGAUAUAAGGAAUAAAGAGUCCCCCUUUCGGGCUAAGUGUCACGAAAUCUUCUGCUGCCCCCUGAAGCAAGUGAACCUCAAAGAAAACACAGAGCCCGAAGAGCCCCAGCUGAAAGGCAUAGUGACAAAGCUGUUCAGCCGGCAAGGGUUCCAUUUGCAGUUACAAGCAGAUGGAACGAUCGACGGAACUAAAGAAGAGGACAAUGGAUACACCCUGUUUAACCUCAUCCCCGUGGGUCUACGAGUGGUGGCAAUCCAGGGCGUGCAGACAAAGCUCUACCUGGCCAUGAACAGUGAAGGCUACCUGUACACAUCGGAACACUUCACGCCGGAAUGCAAGUUUAAAGAGUCUGUGUUUGAGAACUACUACGUGACAUAUUCCUCGAUGAUAUACAGGCAGCAGCAGUCAGGCAGGGGCUGGUACCUGGGUCUUAACAAAGAGGGCGAGAUCAUGAAGGGGAAUCACGUGAAGAAAAACAAGCCAGCUGCCCACUUCCUUCCCAAACCCUUGAAAGUCGCCAUGUACAGAGAGCCUUCGCUCCACGAUCUCACGGAGUUCUCUCGCUCAGGCAGCGGCACUCCCACCAAGAGCAGAAGUGCGUCGGCAGUGUUGAACGGGGGCAAAGCGGUGAGCCAGAACGAGUCGACGUAGCCAGGACCCCCCCGUCUCCCCCCCUUGCCGGGGCAGAGCCUUGCGUGUCUGGUAAUCUUACCUCUGGAUGCUGUUGACUUCACGUAGACUUCUCUCUAUCUCUCUCUCCUUCUCUCUCUCUCUCUCCUAACCAUCUGCGGUUCAGGACAAAAUACUAAUCAAAAGAAAAUUAAACAAAACCAGAAACUGAACUUAAGAGCAUAAGUCAUAUUCUUGUUACCAACCAUUUAGCUGUUCUGGGGUUUCAUUUCCCUUGGACUAUUAGGUCCCGAUGUAUCUAGAAUAUACAUCUCUCUCAAGACAUCUAGGCAGCCAGAGAAAGCUUCUAUGCACCAUCCGGUUAUAGAGGAGAAGUGCCCGGCUAUAGUGUCUGUUGUCUGUGCUUUUUUUUUACGGGAGCCAAGCGAAACUAACCAGUGUUAAAGUCCAGGUCCUUCUGGCAAGAGUUACUGUCCAGCCAAAAAGGAAAACAAGGGAAUUGUCUCUAAAAAUUGGGGAAAAAAGGAAACAGUCAGCUGAUUUGAAAAGGGGGUCAAACACGUGGCUUGUUGAUUUGUAGCUCAGAGGUUUGUUUUCUGUUCAUCCCCGCUGUUCUACUAACAGGAUGGGUUUGUUCACGUCUGUGGGUUGUGCGAGCGGCGGGGCGCAGGUAUUGAAGGUCUCUUACAAUUCAAUUCACAUUCGGGCUGGGGGGGGGGGGUUGGGUUAAACAAGUGUUUGUGUGUGUGAUUUGAAGGAAAAUAAAGAAAAGAUCAAAACAAACCAGGUCUCAAUUCUAAUUAUUCUCAUCAUUUUGUUUUACUCUAGUGGGCCAGUCUCUAGUCUGUAAGCGAUCCAGUGGUCAUCAGCCCCAGUCUGUAGUGUUCUCAUUGGCUGAUCAUUGGUCACCGUUACUGUAUGUAUGAUGAGAUCCCCUGUCCAGGUCACUAUCUUUUUUUGUAUAGAAAUAAUUAAUCGUGGUGACUGAAUUUUCUAAUAAAACAAAAAAGGAACAUACCAUUUGUAACAGUGAACUCACAAUUCUUCUUCUGCAUACGUGCUACAGGGUGAUCUUGUUCCUGAUUUAGAAUUUUUUUUUAGGUGAACAUGUCUGUUGCAUGGGAGAAAGCUGGAGCUAAUGGAAUAGGGUUGCAUGACAUAAGGAUAUGUGUCUUAAAACCUUGUUGGAUCAUGUAUUCAAUCUGUCCAAGGAUAAAACACUAUGUACAGGCAGGCUUUCUGCAGGUACCAUCCAGUUGUUUAUUAUUUGUUGUAUACACACA